This is a messenger RNA of Suillus paluster, 249 nucleotides long. RefSeq lists its product as uncharacterized. The record is from RefSeq and is a predicted model, not a curated record. The annotation marks the transcript as partial. The transcript is spliced from 2 exons. Lineage: Eukaryota; Fungi; Basidiomycota; Agaricomycetes; Boletales; Suillaceae.
GGACGGAAGCCUGGGUCUCCAGCACGAUUUGACAUGGCCUUGGUGACUGAUGGUGUCUGGGCAUCAAGGUUGCGAAGUCUUGAUGCUGUAGGAGUGCGAGUGGCGCAGGUCUGCGUGAUAUUCACUCUGCCUCGUCAGUUUGGUGCAUACUCGCAACCCCUUGCCUAUAUAGAAUGGUUCACACCUUUCAGAGAGGCAGACCAGUUUUCUGGCCUGCAUCAAGUCUCUCGUUCGACUCGUCAGUUACGU